CAACGAGCUUGCACCGGACUUUGACGCCAGUAUCGACAAAACAUGGCGAGAGACAGCCCCUCAGGCAUUUCUACUUUGCUUCUUCAAACUUCAGCAUCUCCUGCUGUGCGCUUCAUCCCUCUACAGUACAGGCGGUCAUCGUUUGGUGUCAAUGCGUCACACGUCGCGUCUCGUUCGCAUGUGACAGCAUCACCAGGUCGCAAUACAGAAGCUCCACAAGGCAUUUAGGCACUAUCUGCCAUUGGGGCAGCCCCAGCUGGUCUUAUCCUUUCUUAUACCUCACUUCAUCCUCCCGGAAGCCUCCUCUCCUCCCCCAGAUCCUUUAACUCUGCUCCCACCAACCUGCUGCCCCGCCGCAGGACGCCAGCAUGACGGCAGAGCACAUCCCUCCGCCCGACUCGCGGGAGCUCCUUCCUCCGCUUCUGGCGUGUCUGUCGACCGCGAGCGCCUCGAAACAACCUCCCUCUGCUUUCCUGCCUCUCCUCUCGCCCAUCCUCCGCCAGCGAGUCCAGCUGCUCUCCUCCGAUGCUUGGCUUUCCCUGCUCUCGUGGGACAACCAGGUUGCAUCCAGACUACCGCAGAUCGCCAGCAAGAUACGGGUGGAACCCCAUCCAGUGUCAGGAGAGAUCGAGGUGGACGAGCCAGACAAGAUUCUCUACCGGCGGUCAGACCCCGAGACGCUGCAUUCGAGGCUCGUGCUAGGCGAGUUCGGGUUGAUACCAACAUAUCUUUGGUGCACGGGCGGGGACAAUGGCAACUGCUGGAAGCUGGCUGAGCUGCGGGGAAUUCAAGACGAGGACGAUGGGACGGAAUGGUUCCCUACCAUGAGCGAAGCCAAUGAGGCUGGAUUCCGUCGCACAUCAACCAAGAUGAAUGGAGGUACGAACCAAACAACAACUACCAUCACCUCGCACCAUGCACCGGCAGAGGAGGAUGAUGACGACGAUGCAUAUUGGGCUGCGUACGACCGGACGCCAGGUCGGACUCCCCAGAAGCGCUCACCUGCCCCAGUCACAAACUCGCGCAUCCAGUUGCCUACGCAAUCAGAGCUUGAAUACUUUGCCAGAUAUGCCGCAGAAGUGCAACCCGCACUCGAUGCCCACGACCCAGAUGAACAGGGUCCGGCGCCAGGGGAAUCCACAUUACACGGCAACGCGCUGAAUUUGCACUGCGAGCCGCAGACGGAGCCAUUAGAGACCACAAACCUCGGACCGGACGGUUACGAUUCUUCCAUACCGCUAGUCUUCUCGCCUUCCACGCGCGGUGCGAAUGGAGUCAACGGUAGCCGCCAUGACUCCGUACGCGAUGACAAACCCGAACACAUUGAGUCAGUAGACGAGGAUCGAUACGCAGCGCUGAACCACCCCCGGCCGUCAUCCUCGGCGUCGUCAAACUCCAUAGAGAGACUCGAACGUGAGGCGGAGAGCCACAGCCAAGCCGAACUAGCAAUCAAGCAACACAUCAGCACGGAUCUGAAGAGCUUGUUCCGCUUGGCAAGAACCGCCGGUAUCGAUAGGGAGGAAUUCGAGAGGAUUGUUAAGAGGGAGUUAGAGGUAUUGCCCCUGCUAGAGCAGGACCACUAGUCUCGGGGUCAAAAGGUAGUCAGUGAACAAUAUCUUGUCAGUGAUACCCUUGGAUGAUUAGUGGAUUGGCAGGUCAAAAGGACAAGUUGAACAGCAGCGUCUCAUACCCAUUUCAGCAUUUUCUAGCAGCGGAAUUUGGCCAAAUUAUUUAUUUUUUCAUGAGGCAAUGCAUUCCAGCGGCGUUGGAAAGGUUUGGUUGCUAAAGCUUGAGUUUCAGCUUCUGCAG
This is a messenger RNA of Lindgomyces ingoldianus, 1809 nucleotides long. RefSeq lists its product as uncharacterized. The record is from RefSeq and is a predicted model, not a curated record. The transcript has a single exon. The coding region runs from base 369 to 1583 and encodes 404 amino acids. Lineage: Eukaryota; Fungi; Ascomycota; Dothideomycetes; Pleosporales; Lindgomycetaceae.